Helianthus annuus (common sunflower) is the source of this 897-nucleotide messenger RNA. RefSeq lists its product as uncharacterized. The coding region runs from base 1 to 897 and encodes 298 amino acids. The record is from RefSeq and is a predicted model, not a curated record. The transcript is spliced from 4 exons. Lineage: Eukaryota; Viridiplantae; Streptophyta; Magnoliopsida; Asterales; Asteraceae.
AUGGCAAACAUCGCAAAAAUUGAAUUCCCAGCUCUUAAUAUCACCGGAGAAAAUUAUAUGCCGUGGACGGCACAUGUUAAGAGACAUCUCAAAUCAAUGGGUGUUUUGGAAACGAUAACGGAGGGGAAUAAAUGUAGCGAUCAAGACAAGGUUUUGUGGGAAGAUUUAAAAAGCAGAUUCGAUCAUCAGAGGGAAGUUUUACUUCCCACUGCUAGAGAUGAAUGGAACAAUCUCAGGUUCCAAGAUUUUAAAAAGGUGAAUAAAUACACCUCUGCUUUGUUCAGAACAUGCUCAACACUCCGAUUCUGUGGGCAAACUGUUACGGAGGAAGAUAUGUUAGAGAAAACUUUCUCCACAUUUCAUGCAUCAAAUAUAAACUUGCAACAACAAUAUCGGUUGCAAAGGUUUCAAAGAUAUUAUGAUCUAAAUUCAUUUCUCCUCGUAGCAGAGAAAAACAAUGAGCAACUAAUGAAAAAUCAUCAAGCUCGUCCCACUGGAUCAUUAGCCUUCCUAGAAGCAAAUGCUUUUAUUAAUGAUGAUACUAAAGACUCUGGAAGAAAAUGGGGACGAGGCCGUGGCCGUGGCCAUUUUGGUAAAGGUAAUGGUCGCAACCAUUCCUUCAAAGGAAAUAAUAAUUUUCGAGCUAUUUCUGUUUCACAUAUCAUCAAAACACCCGCAACAAAGGAAAGGCUUGCCGCCUUUCGGAGACUUGAUCCUGCAAAAAGAUCAUUUAAAACAAAGACCCAGGAUUCUCAAGAGAAAUUUACUGAAAUCGAGGACUAUGUUGGGAACGUUGAAGGGCUGGAAGGGAAAUACUCGGACCUCCAACAAGUAUCGGUGCUCAAGGAUCACAAGAUUGCUUCUCUUGAAAAGGACCUCAAUGAUGCCAAAACCUAG